Molecule: messenger RNA, 166 nt
Organism: Dentiscutata heterogama
Lineage: Eukaryota; Fungi; Glomeromycota; Glomeromycetes; Diversisporales; Gigasporaceae
Source: the annotation of a GenBank genome assembly
AUGGUAAAUACUGUGAUUGAAACUAUUAAUGAAAUCAUCACCAAUUAUGAAUCCCUUUGUGACCAGUUGGACCAAAUAACUGAGACGGGUUCUGUGGCACCAUUAAUAUCUGAACAAUUUGCUGGCCCAUCUGUAUCUACAUCCAAUUUUUCUCAAAGAUCUUCUG